Molecule: messenger RNA, 1187 nt
Organism: Olea europaea var. sylvestris
Lineage: Eukaryota; Viridiplantae; Streptophyta; Magnoliopsida; Lamiales; Oleaceae
Exons: 2
Coding region: 105-983 (292 amino acids)
Source: RefSeq, a predicted model, not a curated record
AGAGAGAGAGCGAUAUUUCCGGCGAUCUUGCACCAUUUCCGGCUAGGAACCACUUUCAAAACCGUAAGUUUCAGUACCCAUUUAGACUAAAAAUUUCUUAACGAAUGGCCUCGGAAGGGAGUUCUAGUAUGGGUAGGAGUUUAGAGAUUGUGAGGGUGGACGAGCCCAUUGUGGCGACCUCCUCAGAAAUAGCUGGGGCCAUAAUGGGAGGGGAAAACAUGUGGAAGCGACCGGAUAGCCCUCCGGAUACUUCUGUGCACUGGGGGGCAUCGGACUACCCAUCAAAGUUGAGGGAGGCCGACCUUGAUAGACUUAGGACGGAAUAUAGGAUCCCGGACAGUGUGGACCUGAUUCUCCCAGGGCCAGAAGAGAGAGCUUGUUACCCAAGGCCGGGCUGCGUGGCCAUUAGCGAGGCGAUCCUUAGGGCCGGACUUAGGCUGCCUAUUCACCCGUUCUUUAGGUUGGUGCUUAGGUCUUACGGGCUAGCCCCGACGCAGCUCAAUCCGAACUCCUGGAGCCAGAUGGUGGGCUCCUGGAUGUUGUGGAAAGAGGCGUCGUUAGGAGUGGAGAUGCCCCUUUCCGUCUUCCAAACUCUUUACAUACCCAAGGUUACUGCCGGGGGGGAUAAGACCCGGGGCUGGUACUACCUGACGUCGUGGGGUUCCCACACUCCAUUUGUGAUCGAUCUGCCAAGCUCCAUCAAGGAAUGGAAGAGCUCUUGGUGCUGGGCAGCGGGGCGAUGGGACACAAUGGAGGGGGACCCCCUGGCGCCUCUUACAGUCCCGGCGAAGUUUUCAACACUUAGUUCCCUCCCUCGGUGCGAGCUGUCGACAGAGGACUUCGACAUUAUUUGCGUUAUUUAUCAACUGCCUCAGAAGAAGAGGUCAUAUCACAGGCUCAUUCGGAAAAACAUACACUUCGUCACUCACGAAUUAAUGGCGUCCCAAGGUAAUAGGUCCGAAGCCCACACUCUUUUAACCUGAACUCCCUAUACUUUUAUUAAUUCCUCACUUGUUUCUUUGCAGAUAACUUCAAGAAGAAGCUGCCAGUACGCCCUGACUUCAAAACUAUUCAGAAAAUGAUGGCUGAAGCAAGGGCACUGAAGGCCUCCUCCUCUUCAUAUAAGAAGCAAAUGGAGGAGCUGGUGGAGGCCAGUAAGAGACUUCAGCCUCCGACGGAGGAGGAGG